This is a messenger RNA of Rangifer tarandus platyrhynchus (Svalbard reindeer), 228 nucleotides long. The record is from the annotation of a GenBank genome assembly. NCBI's taxonomy places the organism in Eukaryota, Metazoa, Chordata, Mammalia, Artiodactyla, Cervidae.
AUGGCCAGCGGCUGCUGGGGCGGGGCCAUUCUCGACAGACAAGUGGACACAGAGAUCAGACAGGGAAGAGCCGUAUUUGCAGCCCUCACCUGGGGCCCUCCACUCUCCCCCAGCGCCUCUCAUGUCCACCAGAAGUCAGAGCUGAGCAACGCCACGUGGGGCGGCUCCAACGGCCACCCUGAGGCUGCGCUCUGCUUCCGCAGAGCCGGUGACACAGACCCGCCCUGA